Messenger RNA from Metarhizium brunneum ARSEF 3297, 1605 nucleotides. RefSeq names its product Laccase-2. NCBI's taxonomy places the organism in Eukaryota, Fungi, Ascomycota, Sordariomycetes, Hypocreales, Clavicipitaceae. The record is from RefSeq and is a predicted model, not a curated record. Gene Ontology annotation, molecular function: oxidoreductase activity; copper ion binding.
AUGUUGGUAAAGGCAGUAACUAUCGUCACCGCCUACAUUCUCGGCGCUACUGCAUUUGCACCUUCCCGGUUUGACCGGCGAUCGUCCUCACCAUGCUCAGGCAACACCCCUGCAGAUCGGUCGGCAUGGUGCUCUCACUCCAUAAAGACGGAUUAUACUCGUGAGGUUCCGGAUACGGGUGUAACCAGGGAGUAUUGGCUGGAUAUCGUGGAUAUCAUCGCUGCGCCGGACGGAGUGUCGAGGCCAGCCAUGGCUGCAAAUGGUACUAUCCCUGGGCCUACUCUUUUCGCAGAUUGGGGCGACACCGUCAUUGUUCAUGUAAAGAACUCUCUUCAUACCUCCAAGAAUGGCACAAGCAUACACUUCCACGGUAUACGUCAACUAUUUAACAACCAAAACGACGGAGUAGUUUCUAUGACACAGUGUCCUACACCAGUCAACGACACUAUAACCUACACUUGGAGGGCGAUGCAGUAUGGGUCUACUUGGUACCAUUCACAUUUCGGGCUACAAGCGUGGGAAGGAGUAUUUGGCGGCAUCGUUAUUAAUGGUCCUGCAACAGCAAAUUAUGACGAGGACUUGGGCCCGCUCUUCCUGAACGACUGGGAUCAUGCCACCGCAAACCAGCGUUCUACUGUUCACAGGACCGACUUUCUCACCCCGCCGCUAGGGACGGGCUUGAUUAACGGCACCAACACAUAUGGUAAUACUGGCCAGCGCCUCAACAUCCGCUUCGAAGCGAAAAAGACGUACCGCCUGCGGUUAGUCAACGCUGCCAUUAUCUCACAUUUCAAGUUCAUGAUAGACAACCAUGAUAUGACAAUUAUAGCUCACGAUCUUGUUCCCGUGAAGCCUUAUACUGUCAAAAUCCUAGACAUAACCAUGGGUCAACGAUAUGAUAUCUUGGUCACCGCCAAUCAAGCUGCUACGGCACGGCAGUUUUGGAUGCGGUCUAUACCUCUCGGGUUAUGUGGCGAUCCAAACUGGAAGUUUAAUGACAUUCGGGCUAUUGUGCAUUAUGACGACAACUGGACGCAACCAUCCACCUUACCCUAUUUGUAUUCUCAACUAUGCGGCGACCAAACUAUGAAUGCUGUGCCGUACAUUGCAGAAAACGUGCAGCAACCAGAUCAUGAUCCAACACUGAGCAAGAUACUGCGCCACGAAACUACUUUUCAGAAAAACGACUCGGUUAUCGAGCUGCCCGAGGCUAACAAGACGUUUUACUUGGUUAUCAAGAACCCUUUGUUUGUAGCUCAUCCUAUCCAUUUACAUGGGCACGACUUCUUUGUGCUUGGUCAAGGUGUUGGGCCCUACUUGCCCGGUAUUUCGCCUCUAAAAACCAAGAACCCCCCGAGGCGAGACACUGCUCUCCUUCCCGGAUCGGGCUACCUUGUUAUUGGUUUUGUUACAGAUAAUCCCGGUGUAUGGCUCAUGCAUUGUCAUAUCGGAUACCACGUCGACAUGGGAUUUUCACUUCAGAUUAUUGAGCGUGCUAAUGAAAUACCUGCUAUUAUCAAUCAAGACGAGCUCAAUGCAGGUUGUGCCGCUUGGUCAUCGUUCCAGCAAAGUAAUAAUAUAAUUCAAGACGAUUCUGGUGUUUAA